This is a messenger RNA of Xyrauchen texanus (razorback sucker), 5424 nucleotides long. Its product is annotated as dorsal-ventral patterning tolloid-like protein 1. The coding region runs from base 371 to 3439 and encodes 1022 amino acids. The transcript has 22 exons. Gene Ontology annotation, biological process: proteolysis. The record is from RefSeq and is a predicted model, not a curated record. NCBI's taxonomy places the organism in Eukaryota, Metazoa, Chordata, Actinopteri, Cypriniformes, Catostomidae. Gene Ontology annotation, molecular function: calcium ion binding; metalloendopeptidase activity; zinc ion binding.
GAGAGAGAGAGAGAGAGAGAGAGAAUAUGAGGACAGUACUCAGGAUGAGCCUACGCUUUGAGGCUGUAAAACACUAGACCCUGAGGGCAUUCUCUGUGGCUGACUUCUAUUGCAGGUCUCAGGGAAACUGCUUUUGGGUCUCCGCACAAGAGAAAGGAAAAGUUAAUUGUUAUCAGCUGUAGUUGUAGAGGUUCAUAUCAAUGCAUCUCGGUGUCCAGCUAAGAUGCCGCGACAGUGACGGUCCUGCCCCGUCUGUCGAACCGGAACAAUGAUGAUCAUAGUGAAGACGAUGAUUUCCACAUGGCGCGUGUAGCGCUAAAUUCACCUCUACGAGACACUCCUGUCUGAUCGGUGCUCAUUCAAACUCCAGAUGGACUACCUUCACUCUGCACUGACCAGUAAAAUGAAUUGGAUCACACUCCUGCUGGCCGGAUUGACUUUUUGGGGCAAAGUGUCCGUGCACAGUUGCUUAGAUUAUGAUGACAGUUAUGAUUAUUAUGAAGAGGAGAAAACAGAGACGAUAGAUUACAAGGAUCCGUGCAAAGCUGCUGCAUUUUGGGGAGAUAUUGCCUUGGACGAGGAAGACUUGAAAAUGUUUCAGAUCGAUGGAACGAUAGAGCUCUCACAGCAGUCACAUGAGAGACAGGAACACAUGUCUGGUGGUCUAGGAGAGCAUAAUCCCAGUAAGAAGAGAGGCUCGUUAUAUCUGUUGCUUGACAGAAUACGACGGAUAGGCUUUGAGUCAUGGCCAGUGAACAUCAGUAAAGAUGUGCCAAGCUCUAAGGCUGGAGGUAGAAGUGAAAAUAGCGGCAGAGGUGUGAAGUCUCGAGUGCCACGCGCUGCCACCUCCCGAGCAGAGAAGAUCUGGCCCGGAGGAGUCAUCCCUUACAUCAUAGGAGGCAACUUCACUGGAAGCCAGAGGGCCAUGUUAAAACAGGCAAUGAGACACUGGGAGAAACAAACGUGUGUGACUUUCAUCGAGAAAACCGAUGAGGAGAGCUACAUUGUCUUCACCCACAGACCCUGCGGGUGUUGCUCCUAUGUUGGGCGCCGUGGCAAUGGUCCCCAGGCGAUAUCCAUUGGGAAGAACUGCGACAAGUUUGGCAUUGUUGUUCAUGAACUUGGACAUGUAAUUGGCUUUUGGCAUGAGCACACACGGCCUGACCGGGAUGAUCACGUGACCAUCAUCAGAGACAACAUCCAACCAGGUCAGGAGUAUAACUUUAUCAAGAUGGAACCAGGGGAUGUCAACUCUCUUGGUGAGCCAUAUGAUUUUGACAGCAUAAUGCAUUAUGCCAGAAACACUUUCUCCAGAGGGAUGUUUUUGGACACGAUUCUUCCCUCUAGAGAUGAUAACGGCGUCAGGCCUGCUAUUGGUCAGAGAACGAGACUCAGCAAAGGAGACAUAUCACAGGCCAAGAAGCUUUACAGAUGCCCAGCAUGUGGCGAAACACUGCAGGACUCAGUGGGUAAUUUCUCAUCUCCUGGAUACCCAAAUGGAUACCCGUCAUAUACACACUGUGUAUGGAGAAUCUCUGUCACACCUGGGGAGAAGAUAGUGUUAAACUUCACCACUAUGGACCUAUACAAAAGCAGCCUGUGCUGGUAUGAUUACAUCGAGGUUCGUGAUGGAUACUGGAGGAAAGCGCCACUGCUGGGUCAUUUCUGUGGUGACAAAAUUCCAGAAGUUUUGGUGUCUACAGACAGUCGGAUGUGGAUUGAGUUCCGCAGUAGCAGCAACUGGGUUGGAAAGGGAUUCGCGGCAGUCUAUGAAGCGAUAUGUGGAGGGGAGAUCAAUAAAGACUCUGGACAGAUUCAAUCUCCAAACUAUCCAGACGACUACCGUCCAUCUAAAGAAUGUGUGUGGAGGAUCACGGUGUCUGAGGGCUACAGCGUGGGCUUGAGCUUUCAGGUCUUUGAGAUCGAGAGGCAUGACAGCUGUGCAUAUGACUACCUAGAAGUUAGAGAUGGUUUGACUGAGACCAGCCCUCUGAUUGGUCGAUUCUGUGGCUAUGAUAAACCUGAAGAUAUUCAAUCCACAUCCAACACCCUCUGGAUGAAAUUCGUCUCUGAUGGGACUGUUAAUAAAGCAGGCUUUGCUGCAAACUUCUUCAAAGAGGAGGACGAGUGUCUGAAACCAGAUAACGGGGGCUGUGAGCAGAGAUGUGUGAACACAUUAGGAAGCUUCAAGUGUGCCUGUGAUCCAGGAUAUGAACUGGCCCCUGACAAGAAGAGCUGUGAAGCUGCAUGUGGAGGUUUGUUGACUAAGUUGAAUGGCACAAUAACCACCCCCGGCUGGCCCAAGGAAUACCCCCCCAAUAAGAACUGUGUGUGGCAAGUGGUGGCCCCAUCUCAAUACCGCAUAUCCAUGCAAUUUGAAGCCUUUGAACUAGAGGGAAAUGAGGUGUGCAAGUAUGAUUUUGUUGAAGUGCGGAGCGGCUUGUCAUCUGACUCAAAGCUUCAUGGGAAAUACUGCGGUACGGAGGUUCCUGAGGUCAUUACCUCCCAGUACAACAACAUGCGAAUCGAGUUCAAGUCAGACAACACUGUCUCCAAGAAAGGCUUCAAAGCUCAUUUCUUCUCCGAUAAAGAUGAAUGUUCAAAGGAUAAUGGUGGAUGCCAGCAUGAGUGUAUCAACACUAUUGGUAGCUAUGUGUGCCAGUGCCGCAACGGGUUUAUACUGCACGAGAACAAACACGACUGCAAGGAAGCUGAGUGUGAGCACAAGAUCCACAGCACGAGUGGAACCAUCAGCAGUCCGAAUUGGCCCGACAAGUACCCCAGUAGGAAAGAGUGCACCUGGGACAUCACUGCCACCCCUGGGCACCGUGUCAAAAUCACAUUUAAUGAGUUUGAGAUCGAGCAGCACCAAGAAUGUGCAUACGAUCACCUAGAGGCCUUUGAUGGUGAUUCGGACAAGGCGUCCAUCCUGAGCCGUCUGUGCGGCAGUAAGAUUCCAGAACCGCUUAUCUCCACGGGCAACAAGAUGUACCUGCGCUUCAUCUCUGAUGCCUCAGUGCAGCGGAGAGGCUUUCAGGCCACUCAUUCCACUGAAUGUGGCGGCAGGCUGAAAGCAGAAGUGCGGCAGAAGAACCUAUAUUCUCACGCUCAGUUUGGGGAUAACAACUAUCCUGGCCACACUGACUGUGAGUGGCUCAUAACAGCAGAGUCAGGUUAUGGCAUCGAGCUCACCUUCACUACCUUUGAGGUAGAGGAAGAAGCCGACUGUGGGUACGACUACAUCGAACUUUACGAUGGCUACGACACCACAGCGCACAAACUCGGACACUUUUGUGGAUCUGGGCCUCGUGAAGAGCUUUACUCUGCUGGCGAUGCUGUGUUGAUCCAUUUCCAUUCUGAUGACACAAUCAGUAAGAAAGGCUUCCACAUCCGCUACACUAGUACAAAGUUCCAGGAGGCAUUACAGACACACAAGUAACAUCUUCACCAGAGAUGCAAGAUACUCCAAAGAUACUAAUGUUCAGCUCUACGGAAGUGCUUUCAUUUUGACUCUAAACACCAAUCAGCUGCUCUUGUGCAUAGAGUAGAUCCACCAACUGAAGCACCAAGAUAUUCUACAUUGAACAGUGGUUACUGUGCUUUCUAACUGGACCAGUACAGUAAAUCCCUCCUAUGAUCUAUGAAACAUCCCACAGAAAUACACACACAAACACUCUGACACAAGAACUGUCCCUGUUCUUCAGAUAAAAAAACAAUGGAAAAUUAAGCUAUAGAACUAGAGUGUGUUUGCAUGUUAAAAUGUUCUGAAAAGCAUGGAUAGUCUGGCUGCUGAUGCUGCACCACACUAUACCUCAACUAAUGUGUAUGUGUGUGUGUGUGUGUGUGUGUGUGUGUGUGUGUCUGAGAGAGAGGCAGAGAAAGAUGACUGAGGCCUUUAAAAACCAGCGUGUUGAUCAGAACUCAUUCAAAUGUUUUAUUAUUAUUAUUAUCAUUUGGUUAUAAUUUUACAGUUGUUGUUCUAGCUUUUACGGCAAAUCCAAGAUUCUUUCAAUCAAAAGUGCAAAAGCUGAAGGAGAUCAAGAAUUAAAAUGGACACUCAUUAGUGACAAGUAGCCCUAUUUCACAAAUAAGCUUCCUUACAGAAGACACUUGCAAUUCAAUUUAAGUGGUAAUGAAUAUAUAACCACUUAAAUACUCUAUUAUGUGCUCUGCUCAUGUUGAGAAACCAUGUUAAGAAGGAUGGUUGUUUGAUUUUGAAUUGUUUGUUUUGUAUAUAGUAUGUGAAAGGUGUAUACUUUUUUUUGUCCAUUGGAGAAACCAGUGUUUUUUCCUCUUUGCAUUAACAGCUCCUGGAAAAAAAUUGUGAACUUAACAGAAAACAUCCUGUUAACAGGAAAUUAUGUCACAAUGCCUUGCAUAAUAUAUCUGUUACAGCUGUGACAACUGACUACAACCACCUUAACCCUGUGCAUUUUAAAUGCACUUAAUAGAUUAUGAAAAAGACUGUUUGGAACUGUGUGCUUUAAUUAUGCUCUCCAAUCAUGUAAAUUAACUUUACUUUAAAUGAACCCAUGAGCAUUACCAUUGGAGCAGCAUUUAAGUAAUAAGACUGAGCCAGAACAUUUCACUGCUUGGAAAACGACAGAGAUGGCAAAGAAAUUGCAGUUGAAGGGAAUUCCUAUGGUGCUAUUCAGUGUCUCAAAAAAAAAAUAAAAUAAAAAAAACAGGUCCCAUAAGACAAUGCUCCAAUCAUUCAGUGAAUGUGUUGGUGCAAUGGAGAAGCAAUGCUGAAAUAAUGUUGCUUAUCAACACAGAAAGAAUAUUUCAAACUUCUCACAACCUGGACAGCAGUGUUGUGGAGGAACAAUUAUUGCCUUAGAACCAAAAUGUAUAUUCUUGCACAUGAUGAUGUUUCCGUAGAUAAAUGUUGUUGUUGUUGUUGUUUUUUUGAAAUUAUUGUUAUAUUUUAUUUGAUAUUAAGUUUAAAGAACAUGAACCUUUAUUUAAAAAAUAGAGGCUUAAAUGGACUGAUCUGAAGCCGUCCCCUUCUUUCCAAGUUUAAUUCCCACAAACAUCCCUUCUCAAACACAUUUUAAGGCUUUAAAGUCUGCAGUAAGACUAGGUGAACUGUGAUGGUAUGUGUGCAUUUAUUCGUCUGAGGUUGAGUGUUAAACAGUCACAGCACAGGUCAUGUGACUCUGCUGUGCGUGUUUCUGUAUGUGCCAAGCUCCUGUUAAGUCUACUCUUGAUGAACUAUGUAUGACAUAUGACAAUGUGACACAUGAUUUUAUUUUCCUGUUUCAGUAUCAGUCUAGAGAUGAAAGAAGGACACUUCACUGUUAACAGUGAUUAAAUUCAUGUCAGGUCAACAAAAUGUAUGGUCUUAUUCUUACUGUCUCCCUCUCUUCCACUCUUCUUGUAUGUUAGACACAUUAGUAUAUUCGCUGCUCUCUACCUGUGGUU